Molecule: messenger RNA, 2686 nt
Organism: Gracilinanus agilis (Agile Gracile Mouse Opossum)
Lineage: Eukaryota; Metazoa; Chordata; Mammalia; Didelphimorphia; Didelphidae
Gene: RASGEF1B
Product: RasGEF domain family member 1B
Exons: 14
Coding region: 318-1736 (472 amino acids)
Biological process (GO): Ras protein signal transduction; positive regulation of GTPase activity
Cellular component (GO): plasma membrane
Molecular function (GO): guanyl-nucleotide exchange factor activity
Source: RefSeq, a predicted model, not a curated record
UAGAGAGAGUCAGAAGCCGGAGGAAGCACCUCCGGUGCGGAUCGCUCUGGCUGGUUGCUGCGUCCCGGGAGCUGGUGCCGAUGGACCCUGGCUCCUGAGAUUGCGGCUACUUGAAGCUGUUCGCCAGGACUGAAAAGGAGCACUGCGGGUCGAGAAAGGCGCAGCAAAGAACUAGGCUGGUUUUUCCCUGGUGAAGAGCGUCACGUCCCUUCCCCUAAGCAAAACCACUCCAAAAGGACCUAGGGAGCCCGUGGACUGCCCAGGCAGCAGACUGCUGCUAGUAGGAAGGAUUGAGUCACCUGGUGCUUGAGGAAAACAUGCCUCAGACUCCUCCUUUUGCCAUUAUGUUUGACAGCAGUGGUUAUAACCGGCCCUUGUAUCAGUCCAAAGAAGAUGGCUGUGAAGGAUUAUAUUACCAUGACAACAAUUUACUAUCAGGAUCCCUGGAAGCCCUCAUCCAGCACUUAGUACCCAGCAUAGAUUAUUAUCCUGAUAGAACAUAUAUAUUUACCUUUCUACUCAGUUCUCGUUUGUUCAUGCAUCCUUUUGAGCUAAUGGCCAAGGUUUGCCAUUUGUGCAUUGAGCACCAGAGGUUGAGUGAUCCCAGUUUGGACAAGAGCCAAAUUAGAAAAAUCACACCCAAAAUUCUUCAGCUCCUAACAGAAUGGACAGAGACAUUUCCAUAUGAUUUUCGAGAUGAAAGAAUGAUGAGGAAUUUGAAAGACCUCACCCAUCGAAUAGCCAGUGGCGAGGAGACAUACAGGAAGACUGUUCAGCAAAUAAUCCAGGCUCUGAUCCGAAAGCUCGCUACUCUCAGCCAGUAUGAGGAGGUCCUGGCAAAAAUCAACGCAACAGCCACAGAUCGGCUCACAGUUCUCAAAUCCAAGCCACAGUCAAUACAAAGAGAUAUAAUUACCAUCUGCAGUGACCCUUAUACAUUGGCACAGCAGCUGACUCAUAUAGAACUGGAGAGGCUCAAUUAUAUUGGACCAGAAGAAUUUGUCCAAGCCUUUUUGCACAAGGACCCUUUGGACAAUGACAAGAGUUGUUAUGAUGAGCCAAAAAAGACACGAAACCUAGAAGCUUAUGUGGAAUGGUUUAAUCGACUCAGCUACUUGGUUGCCACUGAAAUUUGCAUGCCAGUAAAAAAGAAGCACCGAGCAAGAAUGAUUGAAUAUUUCAUUGAUGUUGCCCGGGAGUGUUUCAACAUUGGCAACUUCAACUCCUUAAUGGCAAUAAUAUCUGGUAUGAACAUGAGUCCUGUCUCCCGGCUAAAGAAGACCUGGGCCAAAGUGAAGACUGCCAAGUUUGACAUUCUCGAGCAUCAGAUGGAUCCUUCAAGCAAUUUUUAUAAUUACCGAACAGCUCUCAGAGCAGCGGCACAAAGGUCUUUGAUGGCUCACAGUAACAGAGAGAAGAUUGUGAUACCCUUCUUCAGUCUCUUUAUCAAAGAUAUCUACUUCCUUAAUGAGGGCUGUGCAAAUCGUCUUCCAAAUGGUCAUAUUAAUUUUGAGAAAUUCUGGGAGCUGGCCAAACAAGUGAGUGAAUUUAUGAUAUGGAAACAAGUUGAGUGUCCCUUUGAAAGAGAGCGGAAGACUUUGCAGUAUCUGCUCACUGUUCCCAUCUUCAGUGAGGAUGCUCUUUACCUGGCUUCCUAUGAAAGUGAAGGUCCAGAAAAUAACAUAGAAAAGGACAGAUGGAAGUCUCUAAGGUCCAACUUCUUAGGCAGAACUUAACGUGAGAGAUGCUGAUGGCCACUGCUGUAGCUCACACCAUCGCUGCUGUGUAUUGGAUCCUUUAGGAACACAUCACGUCACCCUUGUUAUGUUCAACAUCCAGUGGUAGGAAAGUGAUGGGUACCUUGAACCCAGCAGAUGAAAGAGGGGCUUAUGUGAACCAAGAAAGCAGAUUCAUUUGAGAACAAAGGAGGAACAGACUUCCCACAGAUGACAGAUUGAGUCAUCCUGGGUGAGACUCAAACACUGACUGAGGGCAGUUUUGACAGAAUCCUCUGAAGCUACUGGAAUUGCCAUGUGAUUUGUCUUUCUCGGACUCUCCGUGGGAAUGAGUCACUCUGUACUCGAAAAGAGAAAGAGAGUCUAUGCCUACAUGCACCCUCUUGCAUUAUUUGGGUUGAAGAUUUGCUGCUAAUGGGCAUGCCAAGGCUCAAUGGUGACUCCUAAAAAGCCUAGAUUUCUUUGUUCACUUAGGAAUCAAAAAAAGAGAAGAACAAAGCCUCCAAUAAUCCAAGAAGCUCAUCUUCAUCAGUAUUGACAGACUGGCCCAAUGCUACGUACUUAGUUUGCUUCCAUUGGGUGUAUGAUACAGUGUGUUUUUUUCAUCAGUUUCCCCUAUCCCAUAAGGUAUUGAGUUAGCUGCUGGUUAGCAAACUCAUUUUUACUAAUAUAAAUUAUUUAAAAUAAUAAUGAAGAUUAAUGCUGUGGUGUGGAAGAUGGCCACUAGAAAACUUUCAUUUGAAGCUGAACUAUUUAAUUACUAACAAGUAGUUUUAUUUUCUUUGGCACUGUUUACGAAUUGCCUUUGUGUUGUAUUCUUUUCCUUCAAUAGUCUUUUUUGUUGUUAAUCAUAAUUAUGGAAAUUUUCUUUUCCUAUGUAAGUUCAAAUAGUUUUGCUUUUUGAAAAAGUACUCCUGGAGUCCCCAAUACAUCUAAAAUAUUCUCUGACA